CAUCAUAAUCGAGUUGCUUGAGCAGCAAGCGAAUCACAGGAAAAAGAAAAAACGGAGAGGAAGCGCUAGUCUGAGGAGCAGGCGAAGCAAGGGCGGCGGAGAUGGAAGGGCAAGAAGGCACGCAGCAGGAACACCUCGCCCUCGCUCACAAACUCUUCCUCCUCUCCCAUCCGGAUACCGAAGACAUCGAGAAGGUCCGCCUCCGCGGCGAGGUCCUCGAUGCCGUCAGGGCAAACGACAUGGCCUCCCUUUAUGAGUCGCUCGCCUCCGCCUCGGUGCUGGAGAUAGACGCCUCGGUGCUCGAUUCAAUGAAGAAGAAAAUCGAGGAGGAGCUCAAGAAGCUUGAUGAAAAGAUUGCUGAUGCUGAAGAGAAUCUAGGAGAAAGUGAAGUACGUGAAGCUCAUUUAGCUAAGUCUUUGUUCUACAUUCAGAUUGGAGACAAGGAGAAGGCAUUAGAACAGCUUAAAGUAACUGAAGGAAAAACAGUUGCUAUUGGACAAAAGAUGGAUCUUGUCUUCUAUACCUUGCAACUUGGUUUCUUCUACAUGGAUUUUGAUCUCAUUUCUAGGUCAAUUGACAGGGCUAAGAAACUAUUUGAAGAAGGAGGUGACUGGGAGAGGAAGAACCGAUUAAAAGUAUACGAAGGUUUAUAUUGCAUGUCUACCCGUAACUUUAAGAAAGCAGCCAAUUUAUUUUUGGAUUCAAUAUCAACCUUCACAACUUAUGAGCUAUUCUCUUAUGAUACAUUCAUUUUCUACACUGUUCUCACAAGCAUUAUAUCAUUGGACAGAGUAUCUCUUAAACAAAAGGUUGUUGAUGCACCUGAAAUUCUAACAGUUAUUGGCAAAAUUCCUCAUCUAUCUGAAUUCCUCAACUCCCUUUAUGGCUGCCAGUACAAGUCAUUUUUUUCUGCAUUCUCUGGACUAACUGAGCAGAUAAAGUUUGACCGGUAUUUACAGCCUCAUUUUCGGUAUUACAUGAGGGAAGUUCGCACAGUAGUUUAUUCUCAGUUCCUUGAAUCUUACAAGAGCGUGACAAUGGAAGCAAUGGCAACAGCUUUUGGAGUAUCUGUUGAUUUCAUUGAUCUGGAAUUAUCUCGUUUCAUAGCCGCUGGGAAACUGCAUUGCAAGAUCGACAAGGUUGCUGGUGUUCUGGAAACCAACAGACCUGAUGCUAAAAAUGCACUCUACCAGGCAACUAUCAAGCAAGGGGACUUCCUUUUGAAUCGUAUCCAGAAGCUUUCCCGCGUAAUAGACCUGUAAUCAGUUCUUUGUGUUCGUUCCACCUCUUUCGAACUUCUCUUAUUAGCUCUAUCCAUUUCUACGACUUUGGGUGUUCUAGCAUAUUGAAUUACCAGAUUUUAGUCGUUCUCUUGUUAACCUUGACUUACACAAGUUAUUUGUUAUGAUACAGUACAAAUGAUCUUAAAGUUUCUUGGAAUACUUACAUUUA
Messenger RNA from Zingiber officinale, 1452 nucleotides. Its product is annotated as 26S proteasome non-ATPase regulatory subunit 6. NCBI's taxonomy places the organism in Eukaryota, Viridiplantae, Streptophyta, Magnoliopsida, Zingiberales, Zingiberaceae. The transcript has 8 exons. The coding region runs from base 102 to 1262 and encodes 386 amino acids. The record is from RefSeq and is a predicted model, not a curated record. Gene Ontology annotation, biological process: proteasome-mediated ubiquitin-dependent protein catabolic process.